UUCUGUUGUUUUUUUUAGGGAAAUGCCAUAUUCUAGGUAAGUUCGAUCUGCUGUUUCACAAACUUCAACAGAUUGGUUGUUGUUGUGUUUACACCUGGCUAGCGUGAGAAAUCCCUCCCAUCUCUGCUUCUUCCCUCCAGGGUAUUUCUGCCGCAUAAAUGUUAUGGAGCAUGUCGCAAAGCACCAACCGGACCGGAAGAUCAUAGGCCUGUCCAUGGUGACUGUGUGUCAUCAGGCUGAGCUGAAACACGUAUUCUACUUGUGCCAUCUGUGUGAGGAGAGCUGCACACAGAAACAGAUAAUGGGCCACCUCUACUCUCCCGCUCACCUCAUCAACUACUAUACUUGCACAGACCCUGAUGUGCUGAGUUUCUCGUGGUUUCCGGGCCCGAGUAUGUUCCAAGAUGUGCAGCCCGUAGCCAGGCGGGAUGUAAAGAAGAAUGGCAAUGGGGUCUUACAGGUUCUGGAUUUGCCUAAAGACCUGUUCUGUGUCAUCAGGGGAGCCUCUUACGCUGCAGCGAUGUAUACACUUGAGGAAAAUGAGAAGCUUGCAUCGCAGCUCAAGGAGGGCAAACCAAAGCGGAUAUCGGUGCAGAGCUACGUGGCCUUCCCACGCAGAAAGCACGCCCUCCUGGGUCUCCAGCACCUGGUGGAAUGCGUCUGUGACGGGGAGAGUGGUAAGAGGUUCCACCUGUGCACGCUCUGCCAGAUCACACUGCGCGGACACGCCGUCAUCAGCCAUGUCAUCAGCUUCGACCACGUCUAUCGCUACAUUAAUGCAUGGCACCCCUCAACCCUGAGAUCCAAGCAAUGCUACACGGAGUGCAACGCCCUCUUCAAAACCAGCAUAUUGCAUUAUGCACGGCAAGCGGAGGAAAGGAGUGGGACCAACAACAGCAUCAAGCAAUUGACAGUGACGACCGAAGUGCUUAAUUUGUUGGAGGCAUCCUAUUCAAAAGCCUUGGCCACACUGGAACCCAUCAGUAUGGAGUGCAAUGGGAGAAGCUUGAUCACUAGCAUACAACCUGGAGAUCCCCUUGCAGUUGAAGAUAAAGACCAAAAAGAACAUCCCGCUAAUCCAUCUUUAAAACUACGAUGCCAGAACUGCAAGUCCGAUGACCUUAUGUCCAACUACACCAAACAUUUGAACCAUUGGACCCAUGCUUCUGAACAGAGGAGUAUAUUUGGUUCAGCAGUUGAAGAUAAACACCAAAAAGCAGGAAUCCCUUACUUGAAGCUGUUUGGUUUAAUGAGAUGUCGGUCGGAAGAACCCAUCAUAGGUCUUCCCUUCAUUGUGGUCUGCAUCUGUUCCAAGGUGAAAAGGCCAGCAGGUUACCUAUGCUUUGCCUGUUCGGAGUACUUCUCGGAAACAGAAGUCUUGACGCACAUGAGUUCUCAAAGGCAUGCCUUGUUUACAGUGCUGCAGCAGAGGGUGCCGUUUGCAUGGUACGACGAUAUGGACACAACGGUCCUGAGGCAAUUAGCACUGGAAGAGCAAAAGGCCUAUGCAGAUCGCAUUCUAAAGGUCUUUGAUAUACCUUACUCCAUAUUUUCCACGCUCAAGAUGACCUUCUACAACUUGACUAGAGGAGAAGAACUCAGGAAUGUUCAGAAACAUUUGAGAAAUGACGUUCCAUGCCUGACCAACCCGAAGCCUGAACUUCCGUUGCUAGGUCAGGAUUUUGUGGUGAAGUACAGCAUGAUGCAUGGACAGAAUUCAAAGGAAUGGAAAUUUCUCUGUUUGCUCUGUGGCCGAAAUCUGGGAACAAAGGAGAGCACUGCCCACGUGCUCAGUUAUGAACAUGCCAAGAAUUUCCUGGAAAAAGCCCACUGUGGCUCAUUGGAUUGCAGUGAUGUAAGUAGAGAAACAUUACUGGAUCUUGCAGAGCAAGCAGCAGAAAGACACCCAGUAUCAGAAAUGCAGACUCUAUUGCUUGACGAACCUCUCUUUGAUUCGAAAGAAUAUUUAAAGGCUGUUGAAAUACUCCAACGUGUGAAGCGGAGACAGAGUAACUGUGAGCUCAUCCCUGUGCUGGCAGCUGGAAAGAGACUUGUCCCAAAUGAAGUGCUCCAGGAGAUAGGCCAUGGACAUGCAAAAGAGGAGCCUCAAGCAGAGAGUGAGAAGUGGACCACUAAGGGUGGGCAACCUGCUGUGAACAAACUCCACAGCAUAAGCUACACCCCUCCAAAGCGCAUCGCCCCCAAAACUGAACCCAACAUACCUGCAGAGACUAAUGGUGGUCCAACCGGCGGGGCGACCAAAGAAAUGAAAGUGACCAAAGAGAGGGUUAGUACAGAAGCCCCUGAAACCUCCUCCAAAAGCCCUGUUAAAUCGCAACCCGAAACAAGAAUGGGAGUGGACUCUCAUCCUGGAAAGAAAAUCAAAGAGGAACCAAAAACGAGAGACGAGGUUGAGACCGUAUCCUCGGUAGUGGCGACCAAUGAAAUGCAAGUGACGAAAAAGAGGGGUAGAACAGCAACCCCUGAAACCUCCUCAAAAGGCCCUGUUAAAUCGCAAUCCGAAACAAGCAUGGAACUGGACGCUCAUCCUGGAAAGAAAGUCAAAGAGGAACCAAAAACGAGAGAAGAGGUUGAGACCGUGCCCUCGGUAGUGGCUUCAGGGCAGCCUGGGACGCCUGUGAACGUUAAACAAGAGCCGGAGAAUGAGGGAGAAGAGGCCAGAGUACAGGUGUGGACCGAAAGCUCAACACAAAUGUGCACCGCAGAAAGCAUGGAAGAGACAGCCAUGUCGAGAAAGAGGAAGGCUCGAGGAAGUAGUGAGGAGGCUGGAAGCCAACGACUGCGACUCUGCCUUGUGGAUGUAUCAAAAACAACAGCAAAUCCCUCUGGACAUCUGACCGGAGUGGAUGAUAGGAAUGCCACAGAAAAGGCCUUGUUGGAAGAUGUCAAACCAGCUAGAGCUCAACUAGAUAAAGUUCUCGCUAGCCCUCCUGCAAUUCCUUAUAAAUUGUGGGAUUUUAUCAAGAUGAAGGAUCGUGAGCCAGUGAUUGGUUUACAUGCACUCUUUGAAUGCCAUUGUGAACCAUACGCUCCAAUCUACCUUUGCAAAAGCUGCUGCGUGAAAGUCCAUGAGAAAGACAUCCUUGGACAUAUCACUGGAAUGAAACACCGAAUGCGGUAUCUGAAAUUGCAAUCCAUAAAUGUGAAACGACAGCAGUUGGCCGUCAGAAUAGCUGCAGCUGAACAGGAACGACGGGCUGGAUUUGGAGAAGCUCAGGUUGUUGAGCUCACUCCAGAGCAGUAUGGUGAAAUUUCAAAACAAAGCUAUGAUUUGGGCCUGCUGUUAUGUCAGAACACAAUGCAGAGAUCUCCUCCCGCCCCAAAGGUGUUGACAUGCAAACCUGAUGCUGUGAGACCCUCAGCAGCACAAAAGCAAUCUCCAUCUUUGGCCCUAUCGACCUCUUCUUCCUGUGGCACAGGCGAAACUACACACGUAGCCAAUCAAACUAAAGCACAACAAACAGAAUUGAAGGUGGAAUCCUUAUCCACACUGGAAAGUAGGGUAUCGGUGAAGGGGUUAGAUACUGAUAAAAAUAGUCCAAGUACAGAGACAGGCAAAGUGUUUGUGCCCAAAAUUGGAAUCCCUUCAAAAACCAUUGUAGAAAAAUGUAUACCUGCACCCUCCAUCAUAUCCAUGGCCCCAUCUAUUUGUUUAUUAUCCUCCAAAACCAGGGUCACAUUUGCAAAACCUCUUGAAACCUCUCCCAAGUCGAGUCCAUCCAUCAAAAAUGCGUUGACGCCUGUCUCAAAAGUGGUCCGCUUCUUUGAAUCUGCCAAAUUCCUCGGACCUGCGACCUCAUCCGAAAUUGAAGCGCAGACUAAAGGGCGAACAACCCAUGACUCACAAUCGCUGCCGGAAACAAAACAGCCAUCUUUAUCUGUGGCCCUCAUGCCUACUUCUAACACUGCUCCCCUUGCGAGUGACUCAGGCAAAACUACAUUCUUCCCCCCUAAACCUAAAGCGCAAAAAACUGGAUUGCCCGAGAACAAAGCAACCUCUUCCCCCACCCUCAACAGUGGUGCAACCUUCAAGGUCUCGCGCACUGAUGCAAACACUCAAAUCACAGUGACUUCCAGAUCGGUUGUGCCAGAAAUUGGGAUCCCUGCAAAAACCCUUGUUGAAGAAUUCAUAGCUGCACCCUUCUUUAAACCCGUUGCCACGGCGCUUUCUAUAUCACCCUCCCAAUCUAGUGUUAAAAAGACAUCUAAAGACGCAGCUCCCGCUAUGGACCAAGAGCGAACAAACCCAGACGCCAGCAUCAUGUGCAAAAGCACCCCGAUUCCCCACAGUGGUAUUUUUUCCUACCCACAACCUGUCGUGGAAGCUCUGUCCCCCACCAGAUCGCUCCUCUCCAAACCGCCAGGGGAACGAAGUACUGCCAGCACAGAGCAGGGCUUGGGGUCCGCCUCACCGACCACACCAGUCUACAGCCCCUCCACCUUCCCACCAAACCACACAGCGGUGGCCGAUUCCUCCAAGGUCCAAAGGUCAAAAAACCAACCAGUUGUCGGAACGGGCAGCCUUGUCGUGGUAAAAUGUGAAAAGAGGCGCCAGUCCUACUGUCUGCUGUGCUCGGUCCGGCUGAGAAAGGGGGAUCACAUGACCAGCAACAGCCACCGUUAUAAAUAUCUGAAGUUCCAUUCUUUUGCCUGGGAUUUGGACGAGAAGAGGAUGCUGACAGCGGUCACUCACCUGGCUGAUCUAGAGAAGGUGCAAGGGACUGUCGUCAAGACGUUGGUGGUGAAUGGUGAGAUUUACAACCGUCUGGGAACUAUUUCUGAAGAAAAAGCUCUAGCUAAAGUGAGGGAACUGUUGGAAUCCCAGAGUCUCUCAUCCACCAAAGCCAAAGCAGAAGGCCUCCAAUGUGUCUCAGUUUCCCACGCAGCGUCAAGCUCAGCUGAUGUAGAGGAGAGCAACGAGGUCCCUCGUCCUAUGGCCGCUGGCUCACCGACACAAGCACUUCCCUCGCUCCCCCGGGCAUUAGAAGAACCCAAGAUGCACAUCACACAGCCCGACCCUGCCCCACGUAGGGAACCCAGUCCCCAGGGACCAGUGGGCCGUCCAACGGCAGAACUGGACCACCGGCCUUCAGCUAACUCCAAACACAAUGGAGAGAGCAUACCGCAGAUGGAGCAAAAAGUAGAGGAGAGCAACGAGGUCCCUCGUCCUAUGGCCGCUGGCUCACCGACACAAGCACUUCCCUCGCUCCCCCGGGCAUUAGAAGAACCCAAGAUGCACAUCACACAGCCCGACCCUGCCCCACGUAGGGAACCCAGUCCCCAGGGACCAGUGGGCCGUCCAACGGCAGAACUGGACCACCGGCCUUCAGCUAACUCCAAACACAAUGGAGAGAGCAUACCGCAGAUGGAGCAAAAAGUAGAGGAGAGCAACGAGGUCCCUCGUCCUAUGGCCGCUGGCUCACCGACACAAGCACUUCCCUCGCUCCCCCGGGCAUUAGAAGAACCCAAGAUGCACAUCACACAGCCCAACCCUGCCCCACGUAGGGAACCCAGUCCCCAGGGACCAGUGGGCCGUCCAACGGCAGAACUGGACCACCGGCCUUCAGCUAACUCCAAACACAAUGGAGAGAGCAUACCGCAGAUGGAGCUAAAAGUAGAGGAGAGCAACGAGGUCCCUCGUCCUAUGGCCGCUGGCUCACCGACACAAGCACUUCCCUCGCUCCCCCGGGCAUUAGAAGAACCCAAGAUGCACAUCACACAGCCCAACCCUGCCCCACGUAGGGAACCCAGUCCCCAGGGACCAGUGGGCCGUCCAACGGCAGAACUGGACCACCGGCCUUCAGCUAACUCCAAACACAAUGGAGAGAGCAUACCGCAGAUGGAGCAAAAAGGAGAGAAGAUUCUGGGGCCAAGCGAUUUGUCCACCUUUCUGAUGGUCCACUGCAGCAAAGAACCAAUCAUCGGUCUGGCCUUGGUGUUUGAGUGUCGUGCGCUCUUCGAGGAGACGUUCUACCUGUGUGGAAGCUGCAUGAAGACAUUCCCCAUCAAGCUCAUAUGUAAACACAUAGUGAGCGCCCAACACCAGCACACAUACAUGUUGAAGGAAUACCCCCAUUUCAUGAGCUGGUGGGAUCAGGACUUUUCUCCAGAGGAGAAGGAGGGGCUGCUGACGGACAUCUCCUGGAAGAUCUCUGAAAAGGAGGGCUAUGACCAAAUGGACGCCCAGGUUAUAAUGCUGCGCAAAGACUGCUAUGAUUACAUUCGGCAGGCUUCUUUCAUCGAAGCCCUGGACACGCUACAGAACAUCAGCAGAGAGAAGAGGCCGAACCGUCUGUCUGGAUAUUCAACACAACUCGGCCCGCAGACUCCAGAGACCCCUUCCACCAGAGAGUCAAUGGAGUCCAACACAAGAGAGAAGGACGGCCCCCCUUUCCCCAUGUACAGUGUCCCCCAAGACAUUGUAAAUGGUUGCCCAACUCUGCCAGUGAUCGGGAUCUGUGCCAUAGUCGAGUGCAGCUGUGAGGGGCACACUCCCUUCUACCUGUGUUUGGCCUGUGGCAACCGUCUGAGCCAAGACCUGGUGCUCCCUCAUGUCAAGGGCCAAAGACACAUCCAGGAGUAUCUGAGUGAGCGGUAUCCCCGGGCGGACGGGCUCGGAGUGGAGCCCGCCCAGCUCCUGCAGCCGGCCAGAGGGCUGGAGGAGCUGAACCUGGACGAUCCCAGCACCAUGCAGAGGAUAGCCCUGCCCAAGGAGGACUUCAUCAGGAUCCGAACCAUGACCUUUGACCCAGCUCUGUCCAGUCUCAUGACCAUCUGUGAGAACCAGAGGCCGUUGGAGAUCCCGACCCGCGUGACUAGCAGACCCCAACCUGCAGUGAAGCGCCACUUUGAGGUCGGUUGGACCGAUGCAGAUAAGGUGAAGCGUCAGCGACCGCCGAGCCCCCCCGCUGACCGCGUGACGCAGACGCUGUUUCCAGUCUCUUGUCCUCCCAGCCCAUUCGGGAGCAAUACUCCAGCAGCUACUGUACCACUCGUGUCCCUGACCCAUGAACCCAAAAUGGGACCAGUCCCCAGUUUCUCGAAAGACGAGACGAAACAUGCAGUUAACCAUGACCCUGGGUCCAAGGUGUCCCUAAGUAUUGAGCAUUAUAGAUAUGAAGAGUCUCCAAAAGUCACCAUCUCUUACUACCCAGUUCAACCCCCAGUUCUGAGCUCUGUGCCGCCUGCCUCCAACCCCCAUGCUGAGAUCACUGCUGAGGCACUGCUUCCCCAGGAGGACCUCGACUUUCAGGGGAACUUGAGGCGAGAACAUGUCCAAACAGGGACUUAUUUCAGUUCCAGGCUGCAACAAAUCAGAAAAGGACAUAACCGAAGGCUGCUUCAGUUACUAACGGCACCUUCCAGCUCUCCCCCUAUUGUGAGCACUGAGCCAUCAGCUGCUAACCUCGGCACAACGGCCUGCAGUGGCCGAUCAGCAAGCACCCAAAACAACAGCCAUACUCACAACGUCACAGAGGAGACGCCAGGCAUCCCUGGUUCUCAGGGCUACAGCACAGGACAGCCCGGCUACCCAACCACCCCGUACCAUGCCAGCGGUUAUUUGAGCCACCACCAACCCCCCCCCAUGCCUACGGUGGCUGACCCGCCCCGCUACCCUACACAUAUGAACCACGUUCCCAACCAGGGUCUUCAGCAGCAACACUAUGCUCAUUACGUCUUGCCAAACCAGGCCCAGAGUAUCGCCAUGGCAAGGGGACUACCCCAAUACUGGCCGAGCGUCACCCCAGCUACGGCCUGGUCACACGGAGCGACGGCUCCAUCCUAUCACGGCGCAGCGUUCUCCGAAAGUGCUGCCAGCUAUUCACAAGAGUUGCCAAACGCAUUCAGAAACAACACGGCCAUGUCUGACCCCGGGUACCCCCCACCUCAGGGUACCCCCAACCUGCUGAACCUCCAGGGCUUUCAGGCCACCACACACUAUGGUACAUCCGCUACUGCCGCCGGAGUGGUGGGCGCUGAGGGUCACCCUCAAGGCACGGUUGACUUUCACUUCUCCAACAGCGCUGGCAAUGGGAACAGCUAACAAGCCCAGUGUUCUCCUGUUGCUUCUGUUUGUUAUUUUACUUACAAGAUUGUUGACAGCGCUUCCCACACGAUAUCUUGUUGUUCAGCAAUCAACGUUGCAUCAACAUUAUACAUUUUAUUGAUGGUUGUUCUUAGUUUUGGUUCAGUGAAUCUUGAAAUGAAGUACGUUUUUUUAACUUGAGUUACAAAAGGCUUUAAAAUGUUCUUGAAGCAAACUGUAUUUGUAUGUGUUUGAAUAGAUUUUGUUGGUUGAUAAAUAUUUUUUU
Gadus macrocephalus (Pacific cod) is the source of this 8333-nucleotide messenger RNA. RefSeq lists its product as uncharacterized. Lineage: Eukaryota; Metazoa; Chordata; Actinopteri; Gadiformes; Gadidae. The coding region runs from base 164 to 8065 and encodes 2633 amino acids. The transcript is spliced from 52 exons. The record is from RefSeq and is a predicted model, not a curated record.